AUGCGUAAUGUUUACAAAGCAACAGAUCUAAUAUUGUUUCUGGGUGAAGAUGAACUUGAGGAGGCAAGAUCACUCUCGAGGAAAUUACUAGAGAAAGCAAUAUCUUUCAAGGCUACAAAGAAUAAUGACACCAUUUUGCUCCCACCACGUUUCUGGAGACUGGUUGAGCAUGAGUUGAGGCUUCAGUGGUGUGCUCGAAUGGAUCAUCUAGAGCAUAGGAUGUGCAUUGAAGUAAAUAAAACGACCUCUCCUUUGAUGGGAAAAUCUUCCUUGUACAGGCAGUCAUUCCUUCAUAUUGAUAAUGUCCUACUGCAACUGGCUUGGAAGAACUACUUAUUUCGGCAAUCUAUCUAUAGAAGCGAACUAGAUGAGCUGAAAAGUUGGUCCAAGGAAUCAGGUCUAGCUAGCACGGGAUUUGGUCGAGAGAAAACUACCUAUUGUUACUAUGCUAUUUCCAGUUGCUCCUCCAUUCCUUUAAACUCUGAUGUACGAAUGACAGUCGCAAAGAGUGCAAUAAUAGUCACAGUAGCCGAUGAUUUCUAUGAUAUGGAAGGUUCUUUCAUGUUUUAUUUAUUUACAUGA
Molecule: messenger RNA, 582 nt
Organism: Nelumbo nucifera (sacred lotus)
Lineage: Eukaryota; Viridiplantae; Streptophyta; Magnoliopsida; Proteales; Nelumbonaceae
Source: RefSeq, a predicted model, not a curated record